Molecule: messenger RNA, 469 nt
Organism: Leptopilina boulardi
Lineage: Eukaryota; Metazoa; Arthropoda; Insecta; Hymenoptera; Figitidae
Exons: 3
Coding region: 117-335 (72 amino acids)
Source: RefSeq, a predicted model, not a curated record
CACAUGCGCAUUAAGCAAUACACUUGUACAUGACAGCUUCUUGCAGUCGUACAAAAAAAAAUAUAUUGUUUUUAAUUGAGAUUAAAUUAUAUUUUUAACGAAUACAUUAAUUCAAAAUGUGGUGGGAAGCAAUUCCCUCUAUGGCUAUAAUAGUUGGAGCUUUAACUAUUGGAUUUGAAGCAUCAAGAGGAUUUCAUUUAUUGUUUUUUGGAUUCCCUUAUAGAAGGAUUCUUGAUGAAGAUUUUGAUCGAAGAAUGUUCGUACGAGAUGAGCGAAUAAGUGGUUCUCCCUAUAUACCAAUGGGUCUGGACAGUCUUCCGGAUAAACCGAAAUAAUAAAUUUAUAAUAUAUAAUUCUAUUUAGGAAAUAUAAUUAAUUACUUUCAAAAUAUAAGAAUAGAAAUUUAAAUGUUUUCGUUAAAAAGUAUUAAUAAAAUUUGAAAAAAAAGAAAUAAAUGUAAUUUCUAUUA